Lates calcarifer (barramundi perch) is the source of this 5557-nucleotide messenger RNA. It is a transcript of the gene ajm1, whose product is annotated as apical junction component 1 homolog. The transcript is spliced from 2 exons. Bases 324 to 3599 code for a protein of 1091 amino acids. Gene Ontology annotation, biological process: cell-cell junction organization. The record is from RefSeq and is a predicted model, not a curated record. Lineage: Eukaryota; Metazoa; Chordata; Actinopteri; Centropomidae. Gene Ontology annotation, cellular component: apical junction complex; plasma membrane.
AGGGAGGGAGAGAGAGGAGGGGGUGGGGGUGGUGUUGCAGCCACAUAGAUGUGGAUGGUGCAGCGGGGUUGCGCCAUCCUCGAAUUGCUCCAACGAUGUAACGACAGGAAGGAGGGCAGAAAAAACCCGUGGACUCUGACCAAUAAGACGGAUAGACGGGAGUUUUACCCUCUGCACGUCCGAUGUCGUCAUUGGGAAACCACUAUCUGCCUCGUAUCGCAUCCCUGACAAAAAUGGAUAAGCACAGGUUGGAGGUCCGGACUGAUCCGGCAACAUCAACAUUAAAGCAACUUGAUGGAGAAAACUAGAGGAGCCCCUUUAAGAUGACACGCACAGACCCGCCUGACAUACUGGUAUCAACUGUGCAUCGAGAUAUAAAAGUGAUUCCCAUUUCUUCUCACUACAAGUCCUUGCAACCCUCCAAACAAUGUGAUUCUAUAAAUUACAGCACACUGGAGGACAGUAAGAGCAAAAUCAAUAAGAGGCACUGCCGUACCUUUGACUAUAAGUCAUUGGAGUACCCAAAAUCACACAAAUACUCAAUGGAGUCCCCAUAUAGGAAGGCUGAUAGGAAUGCAGCCAACCCUGAUGUUGCCUGGAAUGCUUUGGGCCGCCAGCAGAGAUACCGUUUUUCUGCUCCGGACAUUUUCAGCCACAGGUUAACUCCUCAGCCAAUGGUUGCUGAUAUGGCCAGCGAAUUGGUUGUCCCUGAACAAAAAAGAAGGACCAGGUCAAAAAGUGCCCCUCGGGUCCAGACCAGUCUCACCCCUGUGUCUUUUGAAGGGUCCUCAUCUUCAGGGAGGAAGGGGAGGGAAUCCCAAAGGGCUCCAAGAGACUCACGCUGGAGACCAGAAGUAUCACCGCGUAGGGAGUCAUCCUAUGCAGCAACUAGGGCUCAUAUGCAUGAAGUACACCCCAUUAAGUUGCAGCCUCAAAUAAGUGACAGCAGUAGAUAUUCACCUCACUUUGCUGCUGAUAUGGAGGAUGGAGGGCUAGAUAAACCAGUAACUAGUCCUCAUGUCAGGUGUCGGGUGGACAUCAAACCUGACGAUGCCGCAUUACAUCAUUCAGGACGGAAACAGACUACACCUCAAGUUGACAUACCCUGGCAGAGGCACCACAGUGGGGGGAGUAGGAGUCUGACUGUACCACGCCAUUUCUCCUACUCCAGAACACCAACUCCCACUGACUCAUUAGGUACAGAAAGUAGGCAAACUUAUCAAUAUUCCCGCAGCAUGCCAAAUAGUUAUUUACAACCCAUGGAAAUUCCCUUGCAAAGAAUGCCUUCAUCAGGUGAUUACUAUGGAAGGGAACGAAGAGCUCAUUCCAGUCCUAAUGUGCCAACCAAGUUCUUUUAUGCAGAUGACCCAGGGAGAUAUGUUACUACUGCUCCUCCUCAACCAAGUACUUAUUUUCAUGAUGAACGUUACACACCAGGACAAACAUAUACUCCAAAAGUGCAAUAUGUGCAAGAUCCAAGGACUCGAAUGGUGCAUGCUGUAGCUACAAGACCUUAUUAUCCUGAGAUGGAGUCCUAUCCAUACUCUGUGCAGACAGGAUAUCCCAAACCUUAUACAGCAAAUGAACCAGGGCCAUACAUCAUACAGACACCUCCAACUAGAAUAUUUUAUGGGGAUGAUCCAAGGUCUUAUCAAAUCCAGACUGCACCACCAAGAUUUUAUUAUUCCAGUGACAUGUAUGCAAUGCCACCUGAGCACCAUAUCCCUGCAAGGGCAUAUUACACUGAAGGCCGAAGACAUGCACGAGUUAUUCAGGCACAAACAGAUGACUGGUAUGGCUCAGAUGCAUCUGGUUAUUCCACCAAUCCUGCCUCUUAUGUAUCUCAAGUCACUCCAACCAGAGUCCGGCAAGAGCCUGUGUUAACACCCUGGUAUGCCAACCCAUGUAUAGAACCUCAAAGAAUUGGCACAGACUCCAAAUCUUACUCAAGAUCCUGGGACAAUAUUCUCAACUCUCGUGUAGAGAGGGAACAACCUCUUCCUGUACAGCGGGGUCAGAGCUACGAUGAUCUUCUUGACUCCAGGAAGCCUGCAGCAGCCACAGGUGACAAACCACAGCCAGUUGUAGUCAAUCUCUCCAGUUCACCAAGACGUUAUGCAGCCUUAUCAAUGUCUGAUAACUCACUAAUUGACAAAAGCCCAACAGAGAUGUCAAAGAGUUCUACUAGUAAACUCUGGUUUGUCACUCCUGAAAUAACAAUCACUGAUAAUGACAUUCGACCAGGAAACCUUAAUAAGGCUGAGGGACGUUCUGCCAGUUGGGACAUUCUUGACUCCAGAAGCACUGAGGGUCCAGAACUGUCUCAGCAUGACUUUGAAAGCUCAACCAAAGAGAAGACACACGACAACGCCUCACUACAGCAAAGCCUAGAACAACUUGAUGAGCUUCUCGCAGAUCUUGUGACUGAUUACAAGCCACCCAGUAGAAGGGCAAGUGAGGACAUUCUGGAUCAGCUAAAGAAGUUAAUUGAUGAGGAAGAGGCAGUAUCUCUGUCCAGAAAGAGCUCAAAGGCAGGUGCAGAGGAACCAGCUCCUCUUGACAAGCAGCCAACCUCAAUAAGAAUGAAUCCUGAUGCUUUUCGAGAUAUGGACGGGGCCAGUGAUGCAAUGAAAAGUGCAGAUGAGUGUUCCCCAGAUCAGAGCCCAGAUGAGGAUGAUACAAUGAUGUGCUCUAACAACAAGUGUCGGAGGACAGAGACCCUGUUCAAUGCUUGCCUAUAUUUUAAAUCCUGCCACAGUUGCUACACCUACUACUGCUCUCGAAACUGUCGCAGGGAGGACUGGGACAUUCAUAAAGAAAGCUGUCUGUAUGGAAGAAUUGGCAGCACAUGUCGCCACAUCAUCAAACACUGCCGGGAGACUGUGGAAGUCCACAAAGCCUUCUCCCGCAUUGCCAAAGUUGGCUACCUUUCUCGAGGUAGAGGAGUUCUCUUCCUUGGUUUUCCAAACCCUGCAUCAUCCAGUAAUUUCCUGCAGUAUGGCCUGGAAAGUCUGCUUAUGUCACCUACGUACCUGUCCCUCCGAGAGCUCGAAAGCUUCAAGGACAACUUAGGGGAGUACUGUAAGGAGCUACAGGAAGCUGGUAAAGAGUAUGACCCAAAUGAAUGUUUCAUCUUGAAUGUGUCGAUUGCGGUCGGUGAGCAAUUGCCUGAAGGGCCAUCACCAAGGAACCAAGCUCCAACGGUCAGAAAAUAUGCAAAGGUUGCUCUGGCUUCAUUUAGCCCUGAGAGAAAGGUUCACAAGAAAGAGAGUGACAUGGAAACACUGAUCCUUACUCCACCCCCAGGGACAGCAGACAUCGACAAAGAGGGAGAGGAAGGUAGAAAGGCCAGGGAAAUAUGUUUUAUCAAUAUACAACGAGAGUUAAGGAUUCGAGGGGUUUUCCUACGCCACGAAUACCCACAGGUGUACCAGCAGCUCUGUGAAUUUGUGGAAAAUAAUAGAAGGUUCACACCCACAACUAUUUAUCCCAUCGAUAAGAGGACUGGUAAACAGUUUAUGUGCAUGAUUAUGGCUGCCUCUGAGCCCAGGACAUUGGAUUGGGUAGGCACCCCACAUCUCCUUGAUGACAUUAUUUAAGUGCACCUUUUGUUGUAAAUAUAUAUGUAUAGAAAUACAUAUAUAUUGUUACACAUAUUUAUAUAUCAAUCCAAUUACAAACAUUUGUAGAUAAGUAUUUUGUUAUCAAAAUGAUAUAUAUUCAUGUCUGCUUGGUCAGUAUUAUUCUUUAUCAGAAUAUUUCUUGUCAGGUGCAGAAUGAGUACAGUACAUUAUUUAUUUUAGUCUUUUUAAAACUACAUACUUUUCAUUCACCACAACUCAUUUAUCUGUAUCCUGGUCAUGUACUGUUACAACACACUCCCUUUGGCAGGGAUUACCUAAGAUGGCAUUCAGAUUUUUUUCAAAUUAUCAACAAACUACUGUUCUUUGUACCUUAACCUCUUCAAAUGACUCAAUUUCUGUAAGUGUGUACAACAUGACUAUUUUUCAUAUACAUUGUUUAAUUGUAUAGCAUUCAGAAAAUAUUAACAUUAUUUUCUUAGCUACGUAAAUACUUUCUAUGCAAAAUUGCUUCAUGAGUUAGUACCACAUUCCCGUCCAAGGAGUUGUUUCUGUUAUUAUAUUAUAUUAUAUUAUAUUAUAUUAUAUUAUAUUAUAUUAUAUUAUAUUAUACACAUCUGUAAAGAAAGUUUUUGUCAAAAUUGAGAUAAAAAUGUUGAAACUUUUGGUGGCAAUGUAAAUCCUCAUCAUAAGAAAAUAAGGAAAAUGAGAGAGUUGUGCUACUUGAAACAUCUAUAAAAACAGGCACAACAUCUUAUAGUUGCUUGGGUAGGAGUACUGAGCCUACUGCUUACUUUGGAGAAAAGCUAAUUUCAGCAAUUUUGUAUUUCUGAAGAAGUGCUGGGCUUGAAAGCAACCUCUACAAUGGAUACUGAAAUGGUGCCAGUUACCAGCCACACAGUAGGUGUUGGCCUGUACUGUUCAGUUUUAAACACUGUGAAUAGUCAGAGUUAUCUACUACAAAAACAAAACUUGGUAAAAUACCAAAAAAAUCAUGCAAUUUCCUAUAACACUGAAGGUGAUGAGUUGUAUUUUUAGCUAUAUUCAAAAAUAAAAAUGAAUUAUGAAUUAGCAGCAGGAGUUAUUGUCCUUAGAACAAGGUGAGCCAGAUUUGGCACAGUAGCUAUAUGGUACAUAAAUGCUUGAAGACAACCUUAGUUGUGUAUAUGUGCUGCAUUAGGUUUAUAACGUGUGAUUUAUAUUGUCCUCUUUGGUUUUAUAGCAAAUCAGAACCAUUACUCAUUGGUUGCAGAUAUUUUAGAAACAUUUAUCAAUGCAACUUAGCCAUGUUGCCUCAUUCAUUUUUAAGAUAAAGCACAUGUCAUAUUUUGUUUUAUCCUAAAUCAUAUUUUGUAGCAUCCUAAAUCCCAAAUUUCCUGCCAGUAUACUGAUAAUGAUUUGAAACUUACAGUUGAGUUUUAGAAAAUGAACAGUCUAGCUAGAACAUUGUGUGUUUGAAAUGGUAAUAUUCAAACUAUUUAAAACUGACCCCAUUUGACAAAUGAAUAAGCUGUUCUCUCAUAGUCAUUAAUCAUUCUUCCCCAUUUAAACUUUUCUCCUUGUGAAUCAGCUUUCCUUAGAGUUUUCAAGACAAAGUAAAUGAAACUUGAAGCACAUAUAUAUUUGAAAAUCUGUUGUUUGGCUGACAGGAUGUGCUGUACAGAUUCAGUGAAAUGUUGCUGGCUGCAUGUGACUCUGUUUUCUAUGCUCUGAUCUAAUUUAACAUGACACUGAUGAUAGUGACUUGCUCGAUGAAUGGACUUGUGAAGAUAAAAACUACUCUGCUGUGUAAGAAAUAAAGUAUUAAUUUUCCAUUUUUGUCAGUUGUUCAAAUUAAAAUAAUGUGUCAAAGGCAAUGAAGAAGAGACUUCACAAAAAUCUUGAGAAAAUCCUGUAAUCUUGUAUUUUUUAUACUUUAAACAUAUGUGUGUGUGUCUAUUUAUAAACCAUAUCUAAUAAAUGGAAUGGGAACUCUG